AUGCCUUCACGUAAUCGUCCUCAGCCCAGUCCGCCAAUGACGUCGACGGAGAACUGGAUCCCAGUACCUGAUGACCUAUUGAGCGAGGAAUCGGAUUUUCAAGGCAAUGCAGAAACAAAAGCAUUCUACAACAAGCUUGCUAAAUCGUACAACCCACGGAACUACUGGGCUAUCCAUGACUGGAGCAUUCAGGUGAUCGCAGAGAGCAACAGGGAGGUGCAAAAGCGGAUAGCAGAACCGAAAGCAGGCGAGAAAGUCGCUACACCCAGUAAACGAAGAAAGCUAGAUGAAGCUUCAGACAAGCAACAACAGGCUACUCACCAAAGCGCCAAACCAGAACUCAAGCCUCUCCGUCAAAGUGGAGGGAAACUGCUGCCGGACAACACGCCUACGCAGAAGGCCAGCGGCGAUGAAACAAAUGCAGGCAACGAGCGAGACAAACUGAAACCGCGAAACUUUUAUGAAGGUCAGAAGUCCGCGAAACAGCUCUCAGAAUCGCUGUCAGAGUUCCUCGAACGACUUCCGCCUUCUACCACUCCGUUCUCCACCUGCGGACCAUGGAUAUGGAUUGCCAACCCCUAUCCACCAGAGGAAAAAAACGCAGCAGGCAAAAUUGUGACCGACCCAGAAGGUCGCGACAUUGCAAGCUUCAGACAACUCGGCACACGUCUAUUGGAAAAUUACAUGGCUCGCAAAGAAGAACUCGAAGCACAGAAUCCCGACAAACAGCCAGGAAGCAUCACCCGUAUGCUACGUCCCGACCGUGUGCGCCUCGAAUCCAGCAUACGUGAGUUAGCAAGACAGAAGAAUGUGACAUGCGGGAAAUGGAUGCUCUUUCCAGAAGCCGGCGACGUAGAUUUUGUAUGGGCAGUCGUUGCCAAAGGUGUAUGGGAGGGCAAGCUCGGCAUCUCCGCCAAAGUGGCCACCGCGCCAGAUGCAGGACCUACGUCUGAUGAAGGCGACGAACGUGCCAGAGGCAGAGAGCAAAGGCUGAUAUGCGUGUACACCUACGAUUUUUCAGACAAAGACGAUGUCAAGCGUGUGUUGCUCGGUCUCAAGCAGCUCGGUCUCUUGAACAAUGACAGCUUUGAAAAUGGCCCGCGCAGUCACAGUGGCUCUGCCGACAAAGUCAUCUACUACAAGUGUGAUGCUUACACUUACCUCGAUAUCUCGAGCCACAAUGAGUACAAGUUGAAAGCGAGUAUGUACAGCAGCAAAGAUAUGCUUGCUGAGAAAGAUUGA
Messenger RNA from Exophiala viscosa, 1242 nucleotides. RefSeq lists its product as uncharacterized. The transcript has 2 exons. Lineage: Eukaryota; Fungi; Ascomycota; Eurotiomycetes; Chaetothyriales; Herpotrichiellaceae. The coding region runs from base 1 to 1242 and encodes 413 amino acids. The record is from RefSeq and is a predicted model, not a curated record.